Molecule: messenger RNA, 911 nt
Organism: Moneuplotes crassus
Lineage: Eukaryota; Ciliophora; Spirotrichea; Euplotida; Euplotidae
Source: the annotation of a GenBank genome assembly
AAAUAAAGCAAAUGUUGAAUUCAAAAGAGUCUGCUAUAACUGUCAUCUCCCAAGAGGCUCCACUGGAGCCUCGUGAAGCGUUCAAGUUAUUCAGCAGCUUCAGUCUCUUGUGAGAGAUUCUCCCAUUUGUAGGUAAAUCCCAGAAAUGGAAGUAUUUGCUUCUGUUGCUGACUAAAAAUGGGGAGUCACUUUGGAAGAAGUAUGAAUUUGCUUUUACUCAACUGCAGAGGAAGACAAAAUGGACAGAUCAUCCAGAAGAGCUUGAAGAGAUUUUUCAGGAUGUCUACGGUUACAAGCCAGUUAUCAAUCGUGACUUUAUGCUCAGAAUUUGUGCAGAUGAUGAUAUGGACCUUGAGUUCCUUGAGAAAGCGAAAGAUUACAAAUUUCCUAAUUUUCGGUCACUAGAUAUUGAGAACCUAGGAUCUUGAGACAACUUGGGAAUAAUUUCAAAGUUCUUAUGCAAUUCUUAUCCGAAUUAUAUAAAUGAACUGAAAUUAAGCUGAUUCCCUGAAAAUAAAGACAUCACUGAUGUUCUGUUAGUUUGUAAAGUCAUUAUAUAGGAGCAAGGACUUAAUCAUGAAGAUCUUCUCUCAGGUUCAAAAUGUUGGAUGCAACGGAUUUAAGAGUUUUAUUGAGCUCAAUGAUUUCACACUUGGUGACGAGAGCUUCAGACUUAUACUAACCUCUUCUAAACAAGCCGGAGUUGUUAGGCUGAACAAUUGAAGAAUUUUACUACCAAAGUGUAAUAUAGACAAAAAGUUUAAUUUCUCAUUAGACAAAGUGGAUUUGUCUAAUUCUUGGUUUGAAAAUGAAGAUGAUAGAGACUUGACACCUAACUCUCUUCUAUCCAAUAUGGACCACAAACUAUCCUUAGGGAUGAAAUUUGAGGACGUUGCUUACAGAACACUCUG